Molecule: messenger RNA, 3308 nt
Organism: Saccoglossus kowalevskii
Lineage: Eukaryota; Metazoa; Hemichordata; Enteropneusta; Harrimaniidae
Product: YTH domain-containing family protein 3-like
Biological process (GO): mRNA destabilization
Cellular component (GO): cytoplasm
Molecular function (GO): N6-methyladenosine-containing RNA reader activity; mRNA binding
Source: RefSeq, a predicted model, not a curated record
UAUAGAUGCCGUGACGUCACUUGAUGUCACGUGAUUGAAAGCGGGAGCGAGGCACAUGUCGGCCGCCAUUGUUCACAAGAGUCACGCAGUGCAAAAUUCUUGAAUUUUACCGCCGGUUUUAGCCGCCGAAGCAGCUUUUCAGCAACAGACUAUAUAUUAAAGGACUUCUUUGGGUCUUUAAUUUUGAUUUUAGACUAUUUUUGUAUUGGACAAUUCCUCAUAUCUGGAGAAAUCGUGCGAUGUCUGCAAGUGUAGAUCAGCGACCCAAAGGCCAAUCAAAUCGAGUACAAAAUGGCCCCUUAAACCAGAAAGAGACUGUCACGGACGAGGAUUUCGACGCUUACCUGCAGAACAACCAAACUAGUCAGGCUUACAACUCCGGACCGAACAUGGCACCACACAGUGAACCCUACAUGCCGAGUUACUAUUCAUCCAUGCCAUUUCCUUAUUUGAACACUGGUGGUGAGAGCACCUGGUCAACAGGAGAUAACUUCAACUUCUAUGGCGGUUAUGGACCUGGGGAUAGUGGAAAUUAUCUACAGGAGAGUAGUAAUUUUUAUAGCCAGCCAGGUACAACCCCUCCUUAUUUGAACCAGUCUGGAUUUAAUUUCUUUCCUGGAAGUGCCGACUUUUCAGCAUGGGGUAAUACAAGCCAACCCCAGGGACAAGGAAGCCAACGGAGUACAGGACAAGGACAAAGCUCUUACUAUAAUGAUUAUUCAAGAUAUUCAGGAACACCUAUGGGAACUAACCAGCGUUAUCAAGACAUGAACGGUAUGGAUAGUGGUGAUAACAAAACAUCAGGAAUGAAAACUGUUGAGCAAGGAAUUUCAGGACUGAACAUCGGAUCUGAUACUAAGUCUGGUAUUAAUGCGGGAAAUGCUGGGUCUGCGGGUGAUAGUAAGGUAGACUCAGAAGUGGCUAAUUCUCCACCACAAACUUCUCAAACUGCUGCAAACACGACAUCUGCUGUAAGUUCGGCCCCAGCUCCCGCAAUCACUGCAAGUAAACCUGUGUCAUGGGCUUCUAUUGCUAGCAAGCCUGCAAAACCUCAACCAAAGUUAAAACCGAAAAGUGCUACCCACGCCCCAGUUCCAGCUCAAUUGCCUCCCAUGAAACAUACUAUGGAUAUUGGAACUUGGAAUGGAGGAGCCAAGUCUGCUCCAAAACCUGUACCGGCUCCUCAACAAGGACUGCCUCAGCAGCCGCAGCAUCCGCAACCCCAACCUCAGCAGCAGCAGCAGCAGCAACAACAACAGCAGCAGCAGCAGCAGCAGCAACAACAACAACAACAACGCUGGACUCAGCAACGUGGUCGCGGGGAAUCCAGUUAUAGCAACCCGUCACCUUCAAGCAAUGCUGGACUUGCUCCUAUCUCUGCACCGGUCAAUGCAGCCAACAACACGUCGUCUCUGCCGCACCCGGUUCUUGAGAAACUGAGAUCUGCAAACGAGUAUAACCCCAGUAACUUCAAUCUGAACGCUAAAGGAGCUCGCUUCUUUAUCAUCAAGAGCUAUUCUGAGGACGACAUCCAUCGAUCUAUUAAAUAUAGCAUAUGGUGCAGCACAGAACAUGGUAACAAACGCCUGGACUCUGCAUUUCGUGAACGCCAAGGAAAGGGACCUGUAUACUUGUAUUACAGUGUCAAUGGCAGUGGUCAUUUCUGUGGCAUGGCCCAAAUGAUGUCCGAGGUAGACUACAACACGACCACAGGUGUUUGGGCUCAGGAUAAAUGGAAGGGGAAAUUCGAGGUGAAAUGGAUUUAUGUAAAGGAUGUUCCAAACAGUCAGCUGCGACACAUAAGACUGGAAAAUAAUGAGAACAAACCUGUGACUAACUCGCGUGACACGCAGGAGGUACCUGUUGAAAAGGGUAAACAGGUGUUGAAGAUAAUGCACAACUACCGCCAUACCACCUCCAUUUUUGAUGAUUUUGGUCACUACGAGAAACGUCAGGAGGAAGAUCAUUCUCGCAAACCGGCGAGUAGCAGCAAGAAAGGAGCCAAUGAUCGUAAUUAAAGAGGCGUCAUUUGAUUUGAUUUUCAACAAACUAGUAAUAUGAGGCGAAACCUUAGAGAUAUGUGCCUAUUUUAAGGAACAAAAAUCAUCUCAAAUUUGGAACUGUAGUUAAACAUUAUACUGGAUUUUUUUUUCCCUUUGAACUGUGAUAGGACCCUAUACAGCCUGAAAAUAGCUUGAGUGUGUGACUCGUCAGCUUCAAGAAAAUUUGACUUCGAAAAAUGAAAAACUGAUUUUGUGAACAAGUUAAGACUUCGUUUAAAAAUUCUGUGUAUUUUAGACGGCUUGUCGGUUUAAACCAACCCAGCACUUGCUGUGGAUGCUUUUUUACCUACAUCGUUAAAUAGCACGCACUUUGAAAAAACUCUGGUUAUUAUGUCUCUCUACUCAGAUAGUACAGAAUCUUUUGACUUACCGGUAAUUGCUGCUGAAUGAAACUGGAAGUAGGAGCAGCUUCGUGUGGUAUCGAUUGCACCUCUACAAGAAGAACCCAGAUUCUAGGAUUAUCACGUUUCAAACUUAAAAAGAUGGCAAUGUCUUUAUAUAAAACGCAAAUUUGCAUUGCUAGAUAAACUUGAGAUACACCUCAAACUACUUGGUGGAAUUCUCUACAGUGCUGGAGGAUUUUACCUAUCUGAACACCUUGAGAACGGGACAAUGUAAUAUACAAUCAUAUGACUCGAGUGUGUGCCGUCUCGGCAGCACGAAACAAUCCCAAUGGAAAAAAAAAAAAACACUGCGAAUUUGAAAACAGUAUCACAUGCUAAAGACUCUUGGAUUCGUCCAUACCUAGUGAUAACUAGCCUUGGUUUUUUUUUAUGCGACUUGUGUGCACUGGGGUGUAACAGGCUUUGAUGUAAUAGGUGUACGAAACGACAUUUACAUAUGCCUCGGUUGAUACCCAGGAACAGGCUUCACCAAAUAAGACUGGGUUUGAUUUUAAAUUGCUUUGAACUUCCUACGAUUAACUCUGAUAACAAAAAAAAACUCUGGAAAUCUAGUUCCAAAAAUUUGUAGAACUAUGCUUCUGUGGAUUUCGACAAGGCGACGGGAGAGAGGAAUCGAGAACCAUUGCACUUAAAACAUUCAUGUGCUUAGUGUUUUAUUCUAUUUGAAGUGACCAGUAACUGACCCUGUGGUUUAUAAAAUAGUUGACAAUCGCUCAUUGACACCCUUUCCCCUCCAAAUACCAUCAUGUUUGUCAUUUGUUUUCUAUGAUUUUAUGUCCAGCCUUGUCGGAUUCAUUGCAUGUUUAGUUGAAAAUAAAUGCAAAUCAUACUGUAUACCUUA